Messenger RNA from Caenorhabditis remanei, 834 nucleotides. RefSeq lists its product as uncharacterized. The coding region runs from base 1 to 834 and encodes 277 amino acids. NCBI's taxonomy places the organism in Eukaryota, Metazoa, Nematoda, Chromadorea, Rhabditida, Rhabditidae. The record is from RefSeq and is a predicted model, not a curated record. The transcript is spliced from 3 exons.
AUGACCCAAGCUGAAGAAGUCAUCAGUUACCUAAUCAAUUCCAUUGUUGGACUAUCAUCUGCCUCCAGCAAACAGUUUCGAGCAUACUUCCGAGAUGCUGAUCCUGGAGAGCCAGAUACACUCCUUUGUUUGUGCAUCAAAUGGCUUUUCAAAAACGGAGAUUUUUCCGAAUUCUACGAUGGAAUCAAACCGUUGGUCAAAGGAAAAUCUCUUGCCGACUUUACCGACAGUCACUUGAUGCGUUGUCCGGAAUUGAUGAAGUUUAUAGUUGCUCAUGCUGACAACAAAUCAAGAAAGAACAAAUUUUCAAUCAAAAAAGACGAGUUUUCAUUAUGUGUUGGAAGAGGCCGACUGAUAACCGUCCCAUUUACUGAGGAUAUGAAGGAGCCUGCAACUCUUCUAGCAGAUUACACCAAACUUUUGUUCUCUUUCAAGAAUUAUGAUAUCGAAUAUGCAUUUGAAGGCUGCUAUGGGCUGCAUCGCAACAUGGAUCUCAGCCAGAAUCAUAUCAAGCUGUUGAGCAAACUCACCCCAGACCUGUUUGCUGAAAAAGGGACAGCAAAGUUUGGACGUGAAAGAAAUGGCAGACUUGCUGUUCGGAUGAGCAGAAUCUCUUGGCUCAAGAGUGGAAUCUAUUACAACGCUAUCAUUCAGUUGUUCGAGUCCCUCCGAGGCACAGUGAUUCUACAAGGAGAGCAACCUGAAUGUGAGAAGCCGGUGACCUUCAACGAAAUCCUGCAGCACACAUUGGCACAUCCGGGAAAACACCUGCUCGAUGACAAGCCGAACUUGCAAUGGAGCUGUCUGUCCAUGAAGAAAAAGCGCAAGGAAUAA